Lecanosticta acicola is the source of this 557-nucleotide messenger RNA. Lineage: Eukaryota; Fungi; Ascomycota; Dothideomycetes; Mycosphaerellales; Mycosphaerellaceae. The record is from the annotation of a GenBank genome assembly.
AUGGUCUUGAAGCUACGCCUCGCUCGCGUGUCAACGCCUACAGGCGCGAAACGACAUCAACCCUUCUACAACAUCGUCCUUAUGAAUUCCCGCACAGCACGCGACGCAAAACCAAUGGAAGUCUUGGGAACAUACGAUCCUAUUCCGAAGCUACCAGUCGGAGCAGACCCGGGCGACCGAAGACAAAAGGACAUCAAGAUCGAUGUUAGCAGAGCGAAAUAUUGGUUGGGGGUUGGGGCGCAGCCGAGUGACACCGUCUGGAGGUUACUUGCGAUGGUGAGUUGGACUUCAGACAGCGUGAUGCAAGGGACGAUGGAUAUUGAUUGAGGAAACAGAUUGGACUCUUAGAACCGCGAUAUCUGCCUCAUGGACCUCAGACUCUAAAGGCAGUGCGCUUUCCGACACAUGUGCCCAAGUCUGAGAAGCUGGGACAAUCCGAUACGGAAGCUCACAAGGGCGGGAUCAUGGAGCGGAUCAACUCUGAGAUACAGGCUGGGAGAUCACAGGACGGCGCGAACGCAGGGACUACGUCGCCAUCAGAUCCGAAUGCUGCAUGA